UCAUCGCUGUGAAUGCAUCAAAAACAGUCGCGUUGAAUCUUUCAUGCAGCACCACACGCAGCGCAACAUGGCGAGCUUCUUCGUCUUCGUUCUGUCGUGCUUCCUGUUCUUCCUCUGCCCGAUCGGGAUCGCGGAAGCUCAGACAGUGCCGCCGAUCUGCCUAGGCCUCGGCGCCUUUCAGAUCUACGACGGAACAUGUAAGAAUUAUUACAUAUGCGUGAACGACGGCGAGAAGAUAGUGCCGGUGGUGCUCGCAUGCGCCACCACGGCCGUAUUCGACCCUGUUCUAAGCAGAUGCGUAACCGGGACGACGUGCCCACAAACAACGACUCCGGUGACCUGCACAGAAUAUGGCACCUUCGAGAUCUACGACGGAACGUGCAAGAAUUACUACAUAUGCAUAAACGAUGGCAUGAACCUGGUAGCAGUGAUACUCUCAUGCGCCACAACAGCUAUAUUUGAUCCUACUCUGGGUAGAUGCCUACCUGGGGCGAUGUGCUUACAAACGACGACAACGACGACGACGACAUUGGCGCCGCCGACUACCGCGGCACCCUGCAUGCGAUACGGAAGAUUCCCGAUACCAGACGUGAACUGCAAGAAGUAUUACCUGUGCUACUGGGACGGCAUCCGUUACGCUAUAAUGGGUAAUCUCACGUGUCCGAACACCCUGGUGUUUGAUCCGACCUCGGAGAAGUGCGUGCUGCCGCAGCAGUACAUCUGCUUGGGUAUAGUGGGAUAAACGAAUCGUCUUAUGUCGCGAGAUCGCAAUCCGCAGAAUGCGUAGAUGUGAUUUCAUGGGAAAUAUUGCAGUGAGCGUCAGUGUCUGUUAUAUAAAUUGCCCGUUAAGACCGAAAUAAACGAUCUUGCCGGGCAAUUUGUCUGUCGAUUGUCAGUCACUGUGAAAUUAAAUUCGUCGAAGGUGCUAGAAAUAUUGCGAGUCGAUUAAUGAUGUUAGAUGGAGAAGGACCUGAGAAAAGAUACUAAAACACACUUUCACCUUCCCAUAUAUACUGACAUGGAGAAUAUAAUUAUUUGUACACGAAGAAAAUAUUGUAGUGAAAAUUACGUUAAUUAUAUUUGUCCUUAGAACGUUUUCUGUGCUACUUGAAGUGAUAGCACAAGUUACUGUAAAAAGUAACAGUAAUACUAUAAUAAUAAAUUCGACACGAUAUCUACAAAAUAAAAUACAUUCAAGUAAUCAAAAUAAUGUUAUAAUAAACAUUCAGACGAGCAUAUCGUUUUUUAACAAAAGUUCUGUAUGAUAAUUACAAAAAUUUUGUUAUAAUUUUUAUUACGAAACGUCUGCAACGUUCUAAAUUAAUUUGUAAUGUUGAAGUUAUUAUAUUGUGUAUAACAAUGAAUAAAAUUCGCGUACUAAAAACUCUUAUAAAUUUUUCAUUCUUAGAAAUUUGAUACCUUUAUGCUUCGUAAUUAUUUGUAAUGAGAUAUCGUAAACAGAUUCCCAACAUACUAAACGAACGUUAUAAGCCGACAGAAAAAUAAUAAGCCAGCCUCCGACUAUCGCGUGCUUAACAGUCUGGCUUAUCGGCCGCGGCAUUAUUUUCAACUUAAUAGAAACAAUAAAAGUACAUAACAAUUCAUCGUUAGUGCGAACCGUUAUAGACGCGAUCCGGCCGGUGCGAUUGUACGACCACUGUUCGCGAUUAAUUAUUUUUGAGCGUUAUGAACGCGCGAGCUAUAAUCAAUCUCGCGACAAUCGGGCGCGCGUUACCUCGUUAAAGAUUAUUAAACGCUGUAAAUAUCAAUUUUUCUGCUCCUAUCACGUCGCAAAAAUGCAAAAUAAGCCGCUUAGGGCAACACUGUCAAAAUAAUUAUUGGAGAUCACACCAACAUAUAGUAAUAGUACAUAUUUAUUUCGUAUGAAUAAUUACACUUGGCUUACAACCGUAGACGAGCGUUGCUCUUUACUUGUAAAAAUUCGUGAAUGCGUUCUAGCAAAUGGGACAUCAUAGUUUUGUUAAUUCUUCUCUAUUCACUCGAAAAAAUGGUCUUGCGAUCGUGGCGGAAAGUAUCUAGAGAUAUAGCUAAGAUGAAUUAAUGAUCAGUAAACACUGCGAUUCGCAUAUAUUUUGUAUUCGAUUAAUAUAGAUGACAGAGUCAGGAUUUAUAUUUAAAUUAUUUGUAAAGGUUUUAUCAAAAAAAAAACCUGUGGUACAUAAAUCCAGAUUAAGGUUUGUCAUAUUUCCUGUAAAAGUGAUUGUGAUAAAUAAAAAAAGACUAGCAACGAGA
Odontomachus brunneus is the source of this 2253-nucleotide messenger RNA. RefSeq lists its product as uncharacterized. Lineage: Eukaryota; Metazoa; Arthropoda; Insecta; Hymenoptera; Formicidae. The transcript has a single exon. The coding region runs from base 44 to 742 and encodes 232 amino acids. The record is from RefSeq and is a predicted model, not a curated record. Gene Ontology annotation, molecular function: chitin binding. Gene Ontology annotation, cellular component: extracellular region.